GUAGCCAAAGGGAGAGACUUUGCGCGGUGAUCGCAACGAGGGCGAGGGGAAGCGAGGUGGGUUCAGGGAUGAAGGGGAAGCGAGCGAAGGAGGAGGAGGUGAUGGAAGGUAUAGCAUCCAUCGCCUUGUUGCCUUGCGGAUCGAUCUCCGGCCAUUUCAUCCGGCUCCCGGACUCCAUCUGCUACGGCCUUCAUGGCACUGAAUUAUCUUGUGAGAGGGAAUGCAGCAGAGGAGAAGAUUACCGCUUUAUUAAGCUCUCAAUCAUUGAUUAUGCUAGCAAAAGAGACCGAGUGGUGAUUGUGGAGUGCAGAGGACAUGAUGCUGCUCGGCUCCAAAAUAUUGAUCAUGCCCAUGGGUGGGAAAAAGAUGUUGUUGAUGUGGUGGAACAGAAGCAUGGAAAACAGAAGAUUUCAAUCUCUUUCGAGUGUGAGACACUGAAGGCAGAAAAUGCUGCUGAAGAACACAUCAAGAAGUACAUGCCUAAUUUAGCUGGACUUGAUGCUGUUGGUAGUAAAUGUCGGUCCAAUGAUUAUUUCUGGUCUUGAGUUUGAAGGGGAUGAUGAUGAAUCCGAUGGCAAGGAUUAAGAAUGGAGACCUCUAUGAUGUGCAAUAUGAAGGAAUUUUGUGUACCAUGUAGCCUGUUGUAUAAAUUAGCUGUGUUUCUCUUUUUUUUCUUUGGAACUGAUUUCACUCAGGUGAAUUCCCUGCCAUGUUUUCAAUAUGCAACACAAUGCUUUAACACAGUUGAUGCUGCUAAAUACUAAAGCAAGCAUUUUGCUUUAUUCACUGAACAAGUCCCAGAUGUCACUGGCUAUUAGUGACAUUCUUGUCUUUUGUGCAAUCCGUGCUUCCAACUAUGUACAACCAAGUGAGAAGCUGCA
Messenger RNA from Elaeis guineensis (African oil palm), 881 nucleotides. RefSeq lists its product as uncharacterized. Lineage: Eukaryota; Viridiplantae; Streptophyta; Magnoliopsida; Arecales; Arecaceae. The record is from RefSeq and is a predicted model, not a curated record.